Dimorphilus gyrociliatus is the source of this 1058-nucleotide messenger RNA. Lineage: Eukaryota; Metazoa; Annelida; Polychaeta; Dinophilidae. The record is from the annotation of a GenBank genome assembly.
GAUUCGAAUUGAGUUGUAUUCAACUAGUAGAGUUAGACAGGAAGUAACGAUAAAGGGGGUAUACAGAUUUGUUAAUAAUGGUUUCUCAAACUUCCGAUCCUCUUUGUGAGUCUCUUAAAGCUGCUCUAAGGGAUUGGUGUAGGACGAAUUGUAGUUUUACGGAUAAUCUAUCAAUAACUGGCAGUAUUCACCUUUCAUGCGACGGACACGCAAUGUUGAAUUGUCUAUUGCAAGAGAAUAUCAAUCCCAAAGCGCCUAUUAAGCCUAAAAGAUUAAGGAGGAAGAGUUUUACGUCCUCUGCUACUUCAUUGGUUGAAAAAUGCCUUCAACCGCCUGCGGACGAGAAAGAAGAGAAAGGCAUGAAACAGUCUACGAGCGGCUCUUCAAUCCAAUCUAAACUGAAAGCUUUAUAUCCGAAGAAAAAUAAGGUUAGUAAGGAACAGAAAAUCGAUACUCCGAAUGUGGACGCUUUUACUCAAACACCGUCCCGAAAGACGCAGACAGUUGUCGAAAGGCUCUUCGAUAAGUCGAGUACGAUCGCUUCCCCACCAGUUGAACUACCGUCAGAUAUUUUAAAUGUUAGUAAGAAAUCAACAAAAAGUAAUCGUCAAAGAUCUUUUUCAUUUACCGAAUCAAAACGCUCUAAGCGUCAAAAAUACGACGAUACGCUACUUUCGCUAACUGAUGGAGAAGACGAUGAACCGCUGGAAGUAAAGGAUCUAUCUAAAUCUACAACUGAAAUUGGUUGCACACUUUGUAAUCGUCAUUUUCCUUCGACGUCUUGCUUGAAAGAGCACGUGAUCAAAGUACAUAUGCAAAUUAAAAUGCAUUCGUGCGAUAUGUGUGACAGAGAUUUCUACUCAAAAGGCGCCUUAAAAAUGCAUAAAAUGAGGCAACACGAUCCGGUUGAGAAUCAAAUACGUUGCACCGUCUGCGAAAAAUCGUUCAUUCUAGCGUAUGAAUUAAGGGAACACUUGGUGGUUGAUCAUGGCGAUAGCUCAAUCGUGGAAGAAGAUGGCAGUCCAAACAAAACUAAGGCAAUAGAAACAGCCGUUUAA